CGCCUGUAAUCCCAGCACUUUGGGAGGCCAAGACGGGAAGAUCGCUUGAGCCCAGAAGUUGGAGGCCAGCCUGGGCAACAUAAAGAGACCCUUGCUCUCUGCAAAAAAUGGAAAAAUGUCUCAGCUACCCAGAAGACUGAGGUGGGAGGAUCGCUUGAACCCAGGGGUUCGAGGUUGUCGUGAGCUAUGAUCUCACUACUGCACUACAGCCUGGGAGGCAGAACGAGACCUCCUCUCUCUCAAAAAACAAAAACAAAAAACCCCACAAAAAAACAGCUCCGACGCCGGCUCCUCCGGGAAGCCUUCCCUGACGACACACACGCGCACGCGCGUGCGCACUACCCAGGGGAGUCAGGCGCCUCUAAUGUGAGCCCAUAAGACCCAGUGCGCCCUCCAUCUCCUCGGCCCCUACGCCUCACGCAAGGAAGGGUCUAGCGGCCGCAAUAACCACGCAUUGACCGACUGUACUCUAAAGCCCCUUGGAGCAGGGGCUAAAGCCCCGUGUCCGGUCGUGUAUGUGGCGAUGCACCGAGUCCUUUCCACGGAAGGGAAAGCAGGUGCAAAGAGGCCAUCCAACGGAGCGCCUGGAGCUGGGCAGUCAGUCUUGGGAAAGGAGGCCCAGCUGGGCUCGCCUCGCGCGGCUUGGAACAGCGGGCUGGGAUUAGCGACCACCGAGGCUCACCCUCCGAGACCUCCGAGCGUCCUAGAGAGGACACGGAAGCGGGUCUUUUCUUACGCACCUGUCUGACAGUGUUCGGAGCUCACUUCCGGUCCGCGGAGGGAACUGGCGUCUCUGGCGGGUUGAGCACACCAUCACAUCUAAGCCAUCAGCAAGUUUGUUGGUUUUAAUGUCCAAAACACGUCUUGAUUUUGUCUGACUCUGCCACCACCCUGAUCUAAGCCCCUAUCUAUCAUCUCCUCGAAUACCUGGUCAUUGAUGUGGUCAUUCUCAGUUUCCUGCGAGGGAGUGUGACAAUGCUGAAAGAGCAUCCAGAGAUGGCGGAAGCUCCUCAGCAGCAAUUGGGUGUUCCUGUGGUGAAACUGGAGAAAGAGUUGCCGUGGGGCAGAGGAAGGGAAGACCCUAGUCCAGAGACUUUUCGGCUGAGGUUUCGGCAGUUCCGCUACCAGGAGGCGGCUGGACCCCAGGAAGCUCUUAGGGAGCUCCAAGAACUCUGUCGUCGGUGGCUGAGGCCGGAACUGCACACCAAGGAGCAGAUCCUGGAACUGCUGGUGCUGGAGCAGUUUCUCACCAUCCUGCCCCGAGAGUUCUACGCCUGGAUCCGGGAGCAUGGCCCAGAGAGUGGCAAGGCCCUGGCUGCCAUGGUGGAGGACCUGACAGAAAGAGCGCUGGAGGCCAAGGCGGUUCCAUGCCACGGGCAGGGAGAGCAGGAGGAAACAGCACUUUGCAGAGGCGCUUGGGAGCCAGGCAUCCACCUGGGGCCAGUGGAGGUCAAGCCCGAGUGGGGGAUGCCCCCUGGGGAAGGCGUUCAAGGUGCAGACCCAGGUACUGAGGAGCAUCUCAGUCAGGACCCUGGAGAUGAGACGCGGGUGUUCCAGGAGCAAGCGCUGCCUGUUCUGCAGGCAGGUCCUGGCCUCCCCACAAUGAAUCCCAGGGACCAAGAGAUGGCAGCCGGCUUCUUUACUGCUGGACCGCAGGGGUUGGGGCCAUUUAAAGAUAUGGCCCUGGCCUUCCCUGAGGAGGAGUGGAGGCAUGUGACCCCAGCCCAGAUAGACUGCUUUGGGGAGUACGUGGAACCACAGGACUGCAGGGUCUCUCCAGUUUUGCUCUGUUGACCAACCUGGAGUGCAGUGGCAUGAUCAAUGCAGCCUUGACAUCCUGAGUUCACGCAGUCCUCCCACCUCAGCAUUCAGAGUAGCUGGGACUACAGGCCUGGGCUACUAUAUCAUGCCCAGGUAAUUUUUUCUUUCUUGAGACAGAGAUCUCACUGUGUUGCGCAGGCUGGCCUCAACUUCCUGGACUCAAGUGAUUUGCCAGCCUUGGCCUCACAAAGUGCUGAGAUUACAGGCAUGACCCACCAUGCCCAGUCCCACUAUUUCUGAAAAUGUGAAGCCUCAGAACUCCAUCGCAAGGACGGGCAUUUUCACUGAUGGAGCUAAGCUGAUGUUCGCAACCAUAAGAAGCAAAAGAGGAAGCUCAAACAACUCACUUGACGAUAGGACAAAACAUUUCCAACAAAAGGCAGGGGUGCAGGUCCUGGAAUUCCCAGUUUCUUAAAAAUUCCAUGUGAACGGGUCCCAUAUCUACGAAGUGAAACAGCAAUCAGGUCAUAGGGAUUGUGACUUUAUAGAUUGGGAGGCUGAUCAGUUACUGACUGAGGAACUUGGAUGGUCAAGAGAGGGAGGUAAUAUGUACAUGAUAAAUAAUAACAGCAACUCCAAUGUCAGUAAUCGCAUUCACUCAUCGGGUCCUUCCCUGACUCUGAGACACCCCAAAAUCUCAAUGAUUCACUGAAAGCAGCUGAAGUCUUCAUGGUCCCAGUCCUGGAGUGAAUACUUGAUAAAUGUCCUCAAACAUGAGUGCUCCUGAGAGAUUAAGGUGGGAAUUCUUCCAGGGCACUUCAUUCCCUUAUGUCUAUUUAGUAAGUGGACUCUUCCCUGAUUUGGGAAUCCUCAUCCUAGGUAGAAAGGGUGACUUUUUUUGUCUUCUGCACCGAUGGUGAGAUUUUGCAUCACUGCAUCCACUCUAUGACAGAGGACCACCAAAAGCCUGUGGUGACACUGCCCUUACAAUUUGCUCAGAGACUUUUGCACUUUUUCUUUCCUCUAAGCUCUGACCCUAUUUUAGGAUCUGGCCCUUCUUAAAGCUUGAUUCACAGAGAGGCCUUGGAGGAGUCAUGGAGUCCUUGUUUCUACAGAUUGACAAGUGUGUUCAUGGCUUCUGUUGGCCUUAUGGAAAUGUGGGCACUUUUCAGCUACACCUCAGUGUCUGUGGUCAGAUGAUCUGGUUGAUUUGAGUUAAUGAGGAGGAUGGUUGACCCAUAUGUCCUUGAAUGAUGGUGUGCAGAAGAACCAACAACUAAUACUUCUCAGGCAAUACUCACCUGAGAAGCACAGUACCAGGCACACUCAUUUUUUUCAAGGUGGUCAGUCAGACAGCAGUCAGUUCAUUGCCUCUGUACAGGAACUAUCUCUGAGGAAAAACCCAUAAAGCCUGGCAUUCGCUUUGGCAGGCCUGCCUGCAACUCAUCUUUCAUGAAUCAUGUACAAACUCUUCCAACUGAGGGUUCUGGAUCUUUGUAGAACUUCCCCCUCUGCUGUGACUGAGGAAUGGAAAACUGGAGGAAGAAGGGAGGCUGAAGGAAGAGGUUGCCAGACUCUGAUUCAGCUGUGAGCUGCUAGUGCCAUAAGGUUGGCUCCAGAGAGGCAAACUCCAAAAAUGUGGCUGACAAAGAUGAUGUGCAUAAAAGAAUCCACAUGCCUCAUAUGUGCUUUCAGCUAAAAGACAGAGAGGGGCCUUCUAAAGUCCAGGUACCUUCCUGUUGAUAGCAAAAGAUGCAGAAUGGCAUAUAAGUAGAGAUUAAAUGUCCCAGAGAGUUGUAUUAAGACCUUGUUUACUCUUCUUUAGAGUUCAGCCUUUAAGGCCGUAUAGGUUCCAAACAUUUUGUAAAAAUCCAGUGACUCAUAGUAUGUGGUAAAAUAAAAUUGAGAAAUUACAUGAAGGGCGGAGUUUCGAGGACCCAGCAGGGACAGUUUGAGCAGGCCCAGUCACACAUAUGGUCCCUGCCCCAGAAUAGUUAGUGGAAGUGCGUGCACCACCUGCCAACACCAGCGUGGCCUUGGGUUUUCCCACUUCCGUUCCCUCCUUUGUUUGCACAGCCAUGGCAAAUCAAUGACACUAAUCUCUGCCCUGAACUUUAAACAAGUUACCUGACCUCUCAGGUGAGGACAAGCUAUUGAGUUAAUGUGUCAGCAGCACUGGCCCCUGAGGAAAGAUCUUGGCGAGUGUCUAGACUCACAUGGUACCAUGUCAAGGCAGAGGGUGAGCUGGGCGAAGUCUUUAGUUUCUUUCCAGCUGUCCUCUGUUUGGUAGAGUAAUGCUGCUUUUGGUUCCAAGGAAGAGGCUAACAGAAAAGCCAGUCAUCUAUUGCACAUCAUCGCGUUGGCCUAAGGAGGACAUGGUCUACACUACAGUUCCUGACUCCUGGGCUGCACCAGCAUUGUCUAAGGCUAAGUAAGGUAUUCUAUGCCUGGCUGCUUAAAUCUGUAGUGACAGCCCCACAACAUGGCAGACCACACACAGAGUGACACAGAUGGUGCCCGUGUCCAGGCUUGAAGCAGAUGAGAUGCCAACCUGUUUGCCCUUCGAGUGACCUCCACUGUGGAGCCUGGACCCAUGACUAUCUCUUUGGAGUUGUACCCUGAGAGCUGAGGAAUAUUUUAUCACUUCAUACUGAUCCUAUCUGGAUGCUUUUGCUAGUAUCACUGGCUCACAGUCUUGCUUAUUUCCCUUCCCUGGGAGUGUAAGAUAACCUGCUAAGCAGGUAUAUUAGAAAAGGAGGUAUGAAGCUGUCAGGCAGGUGUAUUUAAAAAGACAUAUGCAGUCUUGUCUUAGAGAUAUACAUUUGUGCAUUAGACUCAUAUUCCUGACAUUAGUCUGGAAAAGUGAGAUUAUUUUACCCACAUUUAUUUUCACAACUGCCAAACUAAGAGCCCUCUAUCAUCCAGAAGGAACAUGCUGGAAAUAGUCUAUCCCCCAAAAUUUCUGGUUUAAAAAGUGAAUGAAUUUAAACCAUAUCAAUUCAGUUUAAAAUGUUAGAAAAUGGAAACCAUGUUGCCACAACCCAUUGAAUUCCUUAGCUUUCUGUGAAAGAGAGAAAAUGAGGUUUAUAUUUCUAUUUGUAUGUCAUUGUGGUUCUCUCUACUGUUAAUAAAAGUCAACUUGAGGUAGAAGUCAGAUGUGGUGGGUCGAGCCUCCACUGCCCACAGUGGAAAGUAACUCUUCUCUCUACCUGCUCUAGGAUGCCAGGAAUUCCACCACUGAGAGGAUUCAUCCUCCUGUACUGUAAUGUAAAGGGGAAAAAAUGUGUAAAAUCCCAAUUGGCUUUCACGGCUCCUGCCUUUUUGGGCUGCUGGCAGAUAUUCCCAUUAGGUGAGAAACAAAGCUCUAUAUUAAUCCUAGCCUCCGAGAGACUGGAGGAAAAAGAUUAAAGAGUAAAGCUUCAAAACUUUCUCCAAGUCUCCUUUUCUCUAGAGAUUAAUCAGUGUAAGAUAAAUAGUUCUGUGUGUGACAGGGUGGAGGAUUGAGUCAUAGAAGAGAGCGGAUUUUUCUAGGGUGUGGCAGAGGAAAGAGGGAAGAACCAAGGGUCAGCUUUCCAUGAAGUCUUGGUGUUCCCUGGUGCCUUACGUAAAUGACAUCCUGGAGUGGAAGGCAGGGGAGCAGGAACCACCUGGUCCAAGGGGCCAUAGUUCUACACAUUUCUCUUAGCCGACACAGAACCCAGAAAAUCAAGAUAAUGAGACAAAAACCCAAGCCACUCCCUCCUGUUCCCAGAAUCCCCAGAGCCUGGGAAGGGGAUGAGGAUCACACUGGCUGUCAUGUUCAGUAGUUUGUAAUCAGCCUCUGCCGUGUUUUCAUUGAUUAGUCUAGGUCGAAUCUAAGCUAAUCAGAUCAUUCCCACCACCAAAUGCUGUCCCGAAACUCUCCUAGUCACCGAAAUUAGACGGUGGAUGGAAGAAAUGCUUAUUUUUUCAUAGAGCUGCGUAUGCUCAAUAACCUCUGUGUUUGUAGCUUCCAACACUUAAGCUACUUCUCGUUGAACAUCUCUUUUGAUCUUCAAAGCAGAUAAGGGAAAAGGGGCCUGAUUAGCACCCCAAUUCCAAGGAAACAGAGGAGAGGAGCCUGGAUAGUUACUCACAGAUAGAGGAGCACCAGGCUGAGAGCCAGGAGAAGCCAGGUUUCCACUGCCAAAUUUGGGAUGAGGUCCAUCGCCACUUUUCUUCCUUGACUGUAUCCUCUGAGUUUUCCUUUCAGUUGUGUGCUGCUGUUUGCUGGUCUGUGUGCCUGGCCCUUCCCUGCCCUGCACAGCAGUCAUUCAGCCAAGGAGGCGGGGUUGCAGCUGUAGCCAGUAGCAAAGGAUCAGACACACCCCUUUGCUGACCUCCUGUGAGUUCAUAUUCUAUGAGGAAUCAUAAACAACUUAAUCAGUGUUAUCAGAGAGUCCAAGGGUUCUAGUUUUUAUCAGAAACUCAAGUGGAGCUAUUGGCAUGAAAUCUAUUAAAUCUUUCACUUACCCUUGUCUCCAUGGCUGUCCUCAUUCCAGAAUACUUGAAAUCCAUCCCAAAAGCCACACCUACAGAUCUUUACCCAUGCAGUAACCUCUGCCUGGUGUGUACCUAUGCCCCCUAGAUGGGUCCUACACAUCUUUCAAGGCCGACCAGAUAGGCCCUUUCUAUUAAUGUCUUUCCUUACCAACUCUCUUACACAAAUGUAACCAUUUUCUCCUCUGGGUUCCUCCUAUACCCCUCUCGCAGUCCUAUGGUCCUUUUUCCUCUCUACCAUCAUUGUGGGUUUCUGUGCCUGUUUCCCUUAGCAGAGGUGAGCUUCUCAAGGGCACAGUGUGGUAUUAUUUGUUGUCAUGACCCUGGUCCCUAGCAGCGUACUGUACACACAGUGGGUGGCCAGAAGGGUUGGUGGAGUUGACUUGGGUGAGAUUGCUGGGCCCCUGGGUGUCAUGCCCUCUGGCUCUGGUGACAGCAAUACUAAUCGUUGUUUAUGACUCAAAUGCUGCCAGCUCUGUGUUCCAACUCAUGCAAUUGGUCUUGUUCUGAAAAGGAAAAUAAAAGAAGACAUGUUCUGCCACUUAAUUCCUCCGAAGGUAACAUAACAGGAAGCGACUUACCUGUAGGCUUGCACUGAAUGUGUCAAGGGAGAUACUAUGUAUCUGUUGGGGGAUGUAGCAAUGGAGGUAGGGUUUACAGUGUGCCUCCACAAACUAGUUAUAAGUAAUGUAUAAAAGAAAUCAGGGCCGGGUGCAGUGGCUCAAGCCUGUAAUCCCAGCACUUUGGGAGGCCAAGGCGGGUGGAUCAACGAGGUCAAGAGAUCAAGACCAUCCUGGCCAACAUGGUGAAACUUUGUCUCUACUAAAAAUACAAAAAAAUUAGCUGGGCAUGGUGGCGUGUGCCUGUGAUCCCAGCUACUCAGGAGGCUGAGGCAGGAGAAUUGCCUGAACCCAGGAGGUGGAGGUUGUGGUGAGCCGAGAUCGCGCCAUUGCACUCCAGCCUGGGUAACAAGAGCGAAACUCCGUCUCAAAAAAAAAAAAAAAAAAAAGAAAGAAAUCAAAUCAGGAAUAAUAAACUGCGGAAGGCUGCAGAGACCUCUGGGGAGGAAGGCAUGUUCCCAGGAACAGAAUGGCCCAAGCUCUAAUACUCUAAUCAUAGUGCCCAAGGAUAUAACACUCCCUUGAAGCAUGGAAUGUAACCAGGCGUGUAGGUUCCUUGCUAAGCCCACUCCCACUGCACUAUCUAUUGAUAAGCGUACACUUUUAGUUCUUCAGAAACUCACAUAAACCACCACUGCUAUAAAUUUUAUGUUUUAUGUACAGCCUUUCUUCACCGAUCCAUUUUACCACCUGCAUUAUAGAUAAAAGUUACCAUUGUGUUCAAUAAAUAUUGUGGAAACCGGAGCUCGGGGCCUUCACUGCUUGCAGUAUAAAGUGAUGGUCUCCUGGUCCUACUUUCAUUCCUUUUUUUUUUUUUUAAUUGUACUUUAGGUUUUGGGGUACGUGCGCCGAUCAUGCAGGAUUGUUGUAUAGGUACAUACAUGGCAAUGUGGUUUGCUGCCUUCAUCCCCUCCAUCACCUAUAUCUGGCAUUUCUCCCCAUGUAUCCCUCCCCAACCUCCCAACCCCUGAUACUGUCCCUCCCCUGCCCUUCUCAGGGACCCUAGUGUGUGAUUCUCCCUCCCUGUGUCCAUUUGUUCCCAUUGUUCAACACCCACCUAUGAGUGAGAACAUGCAGUGUUUGAUUUUCUGUUCUUUUGUCAGUUUGCUAAGAAUGAUGGUUUUGAGAUUCAUCCAUGUCCCUACAAAGGACAUGAACUCAUACUUUUUUAUGGUUGCAUAGGAUUCCAUGGUGUAAAUGUGCCAUGUUUUUCUUGUCCAGUCUAUCAUUGAUGGGCAUUUGGGUUGGUUCCAGGUCUUUGCUAUCGUAAACAGUGUUGCAAUGAACAUAUGUGUGCAUGUGUAUUUAUAAUAGAACGAUUUCUAAUCCUUUGGGUAUAUACGCAGUAAUGAGAUUGCUGGUUAAAAUGGAAUUUCUAUUUCUAGGUCCUUGAGCAAUUGCCAUACUGUCUUCCACAAUGGUUGAACUAAUUUACACUCCCACCAACAGUGUAAAAGUUUUCCUAUUUCUCCACAUCCUCUCCAGCAUUUGUUGUCUCCAGAUUUUUUAAAUGAUCAGCAGAUAUUAGCCCUUUGUCAGAUGGGUAGAUUGCAAAAAAUUUUCCCCAUUCUGUUGGUUGCCAGUUCACUUUAAUGAUUGUUUCUUUUGCUGUGCAGAAGCUCUAGAGUUUAAUUAGAUCCCAUUUGUCUAUUUUGGCUUUUGUUGCCAAUGCUUUUGGUGUUUUAGUCAUGAAGUCCUUGCCUAUGCCUAUGUCCUGAAUGCUUUUGCCUAGGUUUUCUUCUAGGGUUUUUAUGGUGUUAGGUCUUAUGUUUAAGUCUUUAAUUCAUCUGGAGUUAAUUUUAGUGUAAGGUGUCAGGAAGGGGUCCAGUUUCUGCUUUCUGCACAUGGCUAGCCAGUUUUCCCAACCCCAUUUAUUAAACAGGGAAUCCCCAGUGUGUGAUGUUUUGGUCAUGUUUGUCAAAGAUCAGAUGGUUGUAGUUGUGUGGCAUUGCCUCCAAGGCCUCUUUUCUGUUCCAUUGGUCUAUAUCUCUGUUUGGAUACCAGUACCAUGCUGUUUUGAUUACUGUAGCCUUGUAGUAUAGUUUGAGGUUAGAUAGCGUAAUGCCUCUGGCUUUGUUCUUUUUGAUUAGGAUUAUCUUGGCUAUGGGGGCUCUCUUUUGGUUCCUUACAAACUUUAAGGUGGUUUUUUCAGUUCUAUGAAGAAGGUCAUUGGUAGCUUGAUGGGAAUAGCAUUGAACCUAUAAAUUACUUUGGUGAGUAUGGCCAUUUUCAUGAUAUUGAUUCUUCCUAACCAUCAGCAUGGAAUGUUUUUCCAUCUGUUUGUGUCCUCUCUUAUUUCCUUUUGUAGUUCUCCUUGAAGAUGUCCUUUACAUCCUUUGUUACUUGUAUUCCUAGGUAUUUUGUUCUCUUUGUAGCAAUUGUGAAUGGGAGUUCACUCAUGAUUUGGCUCUCUGUUAGUCUGUUAUUGGUUUAUAGGAAUGCUUGUGAUUUCUGCACAUUGAUUUUGUAUUCUGAGACUUUGCUGAAGUUGCUUAUCAGUUUAAGGAGAUUUUGGGCUGAGAUGGUAGGGUCUGCUAAAUAUACAAUCAUGUUUUCUACAAAUAGAGAGAAUUGGACUUCCUCCUUUCCUAAUUGAAUAGUGUUAUUUUUUUUUUCUUGCCUAAUUGCUCUGGCUAGAACUUCCAAAACGAUAUUGAAUAGGAAUGGUUAGAGAGGGCAUCCUUGUCUUGUGCCAAAUUUCAAAGGGAAUGCUUUCAGUUUUUGCUUAUUCAGUAUUGAUAUUCGCUGUGGGUUUGUCGUAAAUAGCUUUCAUUAUUUUGAGAUACGUUUUUUCUAUACCUAGUUUAUUGAGAGUUUUUAGCAUAAAGGGCUGUUGAAUUUUAUGGAAAGCCUUCUCUGCAUCUAUCGAGAUAAUCAUGUUUUUGGCUUUGGUUCUGUUUAUAUGGUUGAGUACAUUUUAGACUCGUGUAUGUUGAACCAGCCUUGCAUCCCCAGGAUGAAGCCUACUUGAUUGUGAUGGAUAAGCUUUUUGAUGUGCUGUUGCAAUCAGUUUGCCAGUAUUUUAUUGAAGAUUUUUGCAUCUAUGUUCGUUAAGGAUGUAGACCUGAAGUUUUCUUUUCUUGUUGAGUCUCUGCCAGGUUUUGGUAUCAGGAUGAUGUUGGUCUCAUAAAAUGAUUGGGGAAGGAUUCCCUCUUUUUGGAUUGUUUGGAAUAGUUUCAGAAGGAAUGGUACCAACUCCUCUUUGUACAUCUGGUAGAAUAUGGCUGUGAACCCAUCUGGACCUGGACUUUUUUUGGUUGGUAGGCUAUUAAUCACUGCCUCAACAUCAGCCCUUGUUAUUGGUCUGUUCAAGGUUUCAAAUUCUUCCUGGUUGAGUCUUGGGAGGGUGUAGGUGUCCAGGAAUUGACCCAUUUCUUCCUGGUUUACUGGUUUAUGUGCAUAGAGUUGUUUGUAGUAAUCUCUGAUGGUAGUUUGUAUUUCUUUGGAAUGGGUGGUGAUAUCCCCUUUAUCGUUUUUUAUUGUAUCUAUUUGAUUCUUUUUUUUUUUUCUUUUUUAUUAAUCUGGCUAGUGGUCUAUUUUGUUGAUAUUUUAAAAAAACCAGCUCCUGGAUUUAUUGAUUUUUUGAAGGGUUUUUGUGUGUCUAUCUCCUUCAGUUCUGCCAUGAUGUUAGUUAUUUUUUGUCUUCUGCUAGCUUUUGAGUUUUUUUUUUAUCUUGCUCCUCAAGCUCUUUCAAUUUUGAUGAUGUGUUGUCAAAUUUAGAUCUUUCCUUGCUUCUCAUGUGGGCAUUUAUUGCUGUAAAUUUUCAUCUAGACCCUGCUUUAAAAGUGUCCCAGAGGCUGGGCGCGGUGGCUCAAGCCUGUAAUCCCAGCACUUUGGGAGGCCAAGGCGGGUGGAUCACGAGGUCAAGAGAUCGAGACCAUCCUGGUCAACAUGGUGAAACCCCGUCUCUACUAAAAAUACAAAAAAUUAGCUGGGCAUGGUGGCGCGUGCCUGUAAUCCCAGCUACUUGGGAGGCUGAGGCAGGAGAAUUGCCUGAACCCAGGAGGCGGAGGUUGCGGUGAGCCGAGAUCACGCCAUUGCACUCCAGCCUGGGUAACAAGAGCGAAACUCUGUCUCAAAAAAAAAGAAAAA
This is a messenger RNA of Callithrix jacchus (white-tufted-ear marmoset), 10991 nucleotides long. Its product is annotated as zinc finger and SCAN domain-containing protein 25. Gene Ontology annotation, molecular function: RNA polymerase II cis-regulatory region sequence-specific DNA binding; DNA-binding transcription factor activity, RNA polymerase II-specific. Gene Ontology annotation, biological process: regulation of transcription by RNA polymerase II. The record is from RefSeq and is a predicted model, not a curated record. NCBI's taxonomy places the organism in Eukaryota, Metazoa, Chordata, Mammalia, Primates, Cebidae.